ACAAAAACAACGCGUAAGAGCAGCUGAUUUUUGCGGGUACACGCCUGACAUUAGUAAUCGACAAAUUUCUACUAGGGCAUACUUGAUUUACUUUUAAAUUCAAAGUUCAUCACUAAUAAUUUUAUUAUUAUUCAGUGGACAAUUCCAAAGCUAUAAAUUCGUUUAAUUGAUUAGCCUGUCUAGGUUGAACUAAUUUAAAAAUCGUGGAAAUGUCUGGAAAUAUUGACACAAAAGAUAGCGAUGAUGAAUUUCACGAUGCGCUUACUGAUGUGCUUAAUAGCGAAGACGUGACUUUGCCAUUUAAAAGUGCCUGUGAGGUAGACACCAGCUGUUGUUCAUCGCGCCUUAAAACAAAUGAAGAAAUAAUUGAGGAAAUAACACGCCAGCAAGCGGAUCUAAAACUACCUGGAGAAAAUGUGGAGGAUGACAACGAGGAAGAUAAACAAGAUGAUUGCAAAGUCGACGAUGUAUCUAAACUUUUUACAGAUGAUAUAGACAUGGAAGAGUUGCGUGAACGCGAAAAGACAAUGAGCUCUGAAGAGUUGCAGCAAAGUAAAGAGCGGUCGGAUCGUAUGAAGUUGGAGGCAAAUGAUCUAUUCAAGUCAGGCGAAGCACUACGGGCUGUUGAAAUUUACACCAGUGCUCUGCAAAUAUGCCCCACUACAUACACCAAGGAGCGUGCUAUACUGUAUUGCAAUCGAGCUGCUGCUAAAAUCAAUUUGGAUUCUAAAAAGUCAGCGCUAGAUGACUGCACAAAAGCAAUUGAGCUAUGGCCGGAGUACGUACGAGCAUUAAUGAGGCACGGGAAGUUGUGUGAGCAUGAAGACCGUUUAGAAGACGCUUUGACGGAUUAUCAGCGAGUUUGCGAGUUGGACCCAAGUAUAAAAGAAGCACGGGAAGCUGUCGCUCGUCUACCCAAGCAAAUUGAAGUACGCAACGAGCGAUUGAAAGCAGAGAUGAUGUCUAAAUUGAAGGAUGUUGGCAAUAUGUUCCUAAAGCCAUUCGGUAUAUCUACAGACAAUUUUCAAAUUCAGCAGGAUCCCAAUACAGGUUCAUAUUCUGUGAAUUUUCAACAAAACCCUAGAUAGUUGUAAAAUACGCCUAGAGCGUAAUUCGAAGUUUCAGUGAUCGUUUGCAGAUAUAAUUUUGUAUACUAGAUUUUUAAGUAGAUUUCCCCGAAAUAAAUGUGAUGUAAAAAAGCUGGACAAA
Anastrepha obliqua is the source of this 1209-nucleotide messenger RNA. RefSeq names its product tetratricopeptide repeat protein 1 (gene Ttc1). Bases 210 to 1088 code for a protein of 292 amino acids. Gene Ontology annotation, molecular function: protein binding. Lineage: Eukaryota; Metazoa; Arthropoda; Insecta; Diptera; Tephritidae. The record is from RefSeq and is a predicted model, not a curated record. The transcript has 2 exons.